This is a messenger RNA of Colletotrichum destructivum, 402 nucleotides long. RefSeq lists its product as uncharacterized. The record is from RefSeq and is a predicted model, not a curated record. Bases 1 to 402 code for a protein of 133 amino acids. The transcript has 2 exons. NCBI's taxonomy places the organism in Eukaryota, Fungi, Ascomycota, Sordariomycetes, Glomerellales, Glomerellaceae.
AUGGCGCGCACGAAUCCUCCCUCCCCUUUGGCGUUUCCUUCGGUCCUUCUGCUGCCGUGCCCGCAAAUGCUGAUCUGUCUUCAUUCAGAGCCCUGGCGUGUGUGUUGCAACCAUACUUGGGGCGGUUUCUUGGUCAAAAUGUCGAGAGAAAUACAAUUAUCACAAUGGAGAACCCAAGAUCCCCCUCUGGCCCCGUCUCUCGUCUUCUGUUCAUGUUAUUGCCGUAGUGCGACUACUGUAGCGGAGUCAGCUAUAUAUGGACCACUUGAACACGACGGCUGUACCGAGAAACGAAAGACCCAAGGACGGGAGUAUGGGUUGGGAGCCGCAAUGAAUGGCGCGGAGCAGGUGCCCUGUUCUUUGUGUAUGUACUUUACACAUGCAGUAUCACGAAGAAGGUAA